AAAUUCUUUCUGCAAAUGAUGACUCUGACUCAAGUUUUUUAGAAGAUUUUUGCCAAACUACAGAUUCUAUUAUCAAUGAUAUUGCUAAUAUACUUGAAUCUCUUGUUAUUAUGAAGCUUGUUAAAAUCUUCAAAAUGGAUGAUCCAAUAAAUACUGACUUGGAAGAUACUGAUAAUAGUCUUGAAAUCUCUAUCGUUAGUGCUGACAUAGCAACUGCAAGUUUGAAAACCAUGCUUACAUUUUUACUUUAG
Molecule: messenger RNA, 251 nt
Organism: Dentiscutata erythropus
Lineage: Eukaryota; Fungi; Glomeromycota; Glomeromycetes; Diversisporales; Gigasporaceae
Source: the annotation of a GenBank genome assembly